Messenger RNA from Leucoraja erinaceus (little skate), 1290 nucleotides. It is a transcript of the gene myf5, whose product is annotated as myogenic factor 5. Gene Ontology annotation, biological process: regulation of transcription by RNA polymerase II; positive regulation of myoblast differentiation; muscle organ development. Gene Ontology annotation, molecular function: protein dimerization activity; RNA polymerase II cis-regulatory region sequence-specific DNA binding; DNA-binding transcription factor activity, RNA polymerase II-specific. The record is from RefSeq and is a predicted model, not a curated record. NCBI's taxonomy places the organism in Eukaryota, Metazoa, Chordata, Chondrichthyes, Rajiformes, Rajidae.
UGCCUGCCCACUGGAGGCUUUCCUCCAACUGCGGAGAUUCUCUGCAAAAUCCCGGUUCUUUGGAAAAUCCUUCCUCGCAGAAUGUUGUGCUUGAAUUGUGGGAGGAGACCCUCCCGACCCAACAAACGUUAAUGAGACCCCCCUGGGACAGAUCUAGGGUUAGUGACAUAUGGGAAGGACUGGAUGCUCGCCGGUGUGACCGACCUCAUCGGGUGUAUAUAAAGUUCGCUCAGUGCUGAGCUGAACCACUUCACUGACUCCAGCCCAUGUUUGUUUUUGAACUCCAUCGCCUGGUGCAGUUACACCGGAACGUUGAGCGAGUGUUGAGUUUCACUUCAACCCUUUGUUUCGCUGUUACUACAAAUGGAUAUCAUGGUCGAGUGCCACUUUUCUCCAUCCGAUCUGUUCUACGAUAAUUCUUGUCUGUCAUCGCCCGAGGAAGCAGACUUUGCGGAUGAUUCCGAGCACGGCGCAGUGGUAUUUGGGGACCACAAGCUGGAGUCCCGCGGAACCGAUGAAGAGGAACACAUCAAAGCACCGAACGGCCACCACCAGGCUGGUUGCCUUGCGUGGGCUUGCAAAGCCUGCAAGCGCAAAAGCUCCAACACCGACAGGAGAAAAGCUGCCACCAUGAGGGAGAGGAGGAGACUUAAGAAAGUUAAUCAGGCUUUCGAGACUCUGAAGAGAUGCACAAGCGCCAACCCGAACCAGAGACUGCCCAAGGUAGAGAUAUUGAGGAACGCCAUCAGCUAUAUUGAAAGUCUCCAGGAUCUUCUCAGGGAACAGGUGGCGAACUACUACAGCCUCCCGGGCAAUGACAACUCGGAGCCGGGCAGCCCCACGUCCAAUUGUUCAGACGGAAUGAUGGGGUGUAAUAGUCCCGUUUGGUCCAGAAGAAACAUCAAUUGUGAUCGCAUUUACUAUUCGGACUUACAGAACGUCUGUGCCAGCGGUCGAGGCCUUGGUGUUUCCAGCUUGGAUUACCUGUCCAAUAUAGUGGAACGGAUCUCACCGUCCCCAGAGCGUUGUCUCCUUUCAGGGCCGGACGGAAGGAUCUCGUCGCCGCUUGUCAGCGACAUGUCCCAGCCGACCACUCCCAGCCAGCCAGUCUAUCACGUCCUUUAGACCGUCCAACAAAGCCACCGCAAACUACAGCGUGUAACUAUCAAGGUCAAACGGAUCAAGUUCCAUACAUAGGAAAAUGUUGACUGUAUAUUUGUAAAUAACGUUAUAUCCAUUACCGUCAUUAAAAUAAUUGUAUUUAAGAAUUAAAUAAAAUCACGAACGAUU